Messenger RNA from Miscanthus lutarioriparius, 231 nucleotides. Lineage: Eukaryota; Viridiplantae; Streptophyta; Magnoliopsida; Poales; Poaceae. The record is from the annotation of a GenBank genome assembly.
AUGUCGGGGGUUGGCAGCAGCGGCAGGCCACUGGCCGCCCAGAAGAUCCUGCAGUCUCUGCGCCCUCCGUUGUCCUUCGCCACGCUGUCGCGGCCACCCUUCGCCGCGCCCGGCGAGUGCCACCGCUUCCCCACAUCAGACGGUGUCAGCACGGGGGAUGCUCCUCCUAAUGAUACUAUCAAUGAGGAGGGGCUGGUCCUACGGACACCGGAACGAUCUAUGGCCGAUUAG